Messenger RNA from Heterocephalus glaber (naked mole-rat), 8012 nucleotides. It is a transcript of the gene Zmat3, whose product is annotated as zinc finger matrin-type 3. NCBI's taxonomy places the organism in Eukaryota, Metazoa, Chordata, Mammalia, Rodentia, Bathyergidae. Gene Ontology annotation, molecular function: nucleic acid binding; zinc ion binding. The record is from RefSeq and is a predicted model, not a curated record.
CCGCCCGGCCUGCUCCGCCAGGCACAUGCGCAGUGGCGACGCGACCGGCGCCCUGUCUCCUCCUCCGCCGCCUCCCGGUUCCGCAGUCACUUCCUGCAGCUGUUUCCCUGUGGGUCGGCUUGGACUGACUUUUGACAGUCAGCCUUCAGCCGUGGAGGGGCUCGGCCGCGGCGGGCAGAGAAAGUUGCAGGGGAAGAGAGGCGGGCGCAGCGGGCCGGGCCGGCGCGCAGGCGGGCGGCGGCUAGAGGCAGCGGACGCGUCCCGGUUCCGAUUUGAAGAUUCGACUUCUCAUUGCCCACUGGACUAUGCACAAGACUUUUCUACCCAAUGAUCCUCUUGCAACACGCUGGGCUUCCUCCACCUAAGCAGCCUUCAUACUCUCCUCCUAUGUCAGUGGCCACCAGGUCUACAGGAACCUUGCAGCUUCCACAACAGAAGCCUUUUGUGCAGGAGGCUUCCUUGCCUCUGGCAGGAGAAGAAGAGUCACCUAAGGCAGGGGAGCAAGACUCUGCCCUGGAGGAGCUAUGUAAGCCCCUAUACUGCAAACUCUGUAAUGUCACCUUGAACUCAGCACAGCAAGCCCAGGCUCAUUAUCAGGGAUAUAAUCCUGUGAGCAAUAAACAAAACAUGAUGAAAAAGGGUAAAAAUCAUGGUAAGAAACUCCGAAACUACUAUGCAGCAAAUAGCUGUCCUCCUCCUGCCAGAAUGAGCAAUGCCGUGGAGCCUGCAGCUGCUCCUGUCGUUUCAGUCCCUGCACAGAUGGGCUCCUUUAAGCCAGGAGGCAGAGUGAUCCUGGCCACAGAGAAUGACUACUGUAAGCUCUGCGACGCCUCCUUCAGUUCCCCUGCAGUGGCUCAGGCUCACUAUCAAGGGAAGAAUCAUGCUAAGAGGCUGCGGCUGGCUGAAGCUCAGAGUAACUCAUUCUCGGACUCAUCAGAGGUGGGUCAACGGCGGGCCCGGAAAGAAGGGAAUGAAUUUAAGAUGAUGCCAAAUAGGAGAAAUAUGUACACAGUACAGAAUAAUUCAGCAGGUCCUUACUUCAAUCCUCGCUCUCGGCAGAGAAUUCCACGUGAUCUAGCUAUGUGUGUUACUCCGAGUGGCCAGUUUUACUGCUCAAUGUGUAAUGUUGGGGCAGGUGAAGAGGUGGAAUUCCGGCAGCAUUUAGAGAGCAAGCAACACAAAAGCAAGGUGUCUGAACAGCGGUACAGGAAUGAGAUGGAGAACCUGGGUUAUGUAUAAUGGUUAUCAUAUUCAGCUAGAGCAGCUUGUCCUGCCUGUUUGCCUUCUGUCUACUUGCCCUGCUUUGUGGUCCUUUUGAUAUGAGUACAUUCCUCUGCUUGAUGUUAAUACGUGUACCCUGCAGUGGUACCAUGAGAUGUCAAAACUCGGGGAUGGGGGGAGGGAGGCGUGCUUCUUAGGUCCUAACACUUUUUUUGGGUCAACUGUGUUGAGCUCUGUAUAGCAUGUGACCUACCUACCCCAUCAGAAGUAACAUUUUAUCUUGGCCAAGUCCUGGUUGACUUAGAGAUAAGACUAUUUAAAAAUUUCAUCUUCUUUUGCAAUUUUAGUUUUAUGUACUGCUAGAUAAAAGGAUAGUGUUGGAUUCUUAUUUCAAAUCACAUUAAAAGCUGAGAUUUGUUUCUUAAGGGUUCACUGGAAUUGUCACCUCAACACAGUCGGUAGGAUCUAGCAUCACAGUCUGUGUUAAGGUCUCUCCAGUACAUUGUUCCCCAUAUCAUGCCCCCAUCACUGAAAUGCAAGUUUUCUUGGAUUCACACCCUUUCAGGGUGCUUGUAUUCUUCCAGAGAGCUAAACUUCAUUUCCAGUUGUGGCUUUCACACAUUUAAUUGCCACCUCCUCCUUUCCCCCAACCUCAAAGUUGAAUCAUCUUGUCUGAUAGGCUUAUUUUCAUGCGCUAGCUGUGCUAUGGGUUUUCCAACCCAUGGAUUUAGACACAUGAGUUUAAGAUGGGCAUGGUUUUAAAAAGAAUAUUUUCCCUCUGAUAUGGGAAACAUAAAGAUGUGUUUGCUGUUUCAAUGUAGAGUUUUGUCUUCAUUGAUCUGAGUGGAACAUACAAUUUAUGAUAGUUUUAACGAUAACUUAAGAUCUCUUGAUAUUUUCUUUUGGCAGAAGUUUUUAGAUAAACUAGUCCUUACACUAUAUUAUUUUCUGUUCUGUCAGUUUGUUAGCUGUCCUGAAAAAAACCAUUAACACCAUUACCUGCUGUUUCAUAGAGAAGGAUUUUUUUAAAAGCUGGUUAAGUUUCAAUAUCACCAUUCCCAGUAGAAAAUUGUUUCUGCUUUUAAAAUAAGAAGCCACAGUGUAUAUCUAGAUUUCCAAUGGAGUAUUAUGUGAAGUUUUAUUAACUACAUUUUUAUCUAUUUACUAUAUUUUGCUUUACAUGGAGAAGAUAGGUGCUCAUUCAUGCUUCUUUUGAAAGAUCAGGUUCACCAGGAAGUUUAUAGUGAGCAGUAUGUUUGUAUGUUGGCAAAUGCUUAUGUGAUUGCUUAUGUUACUGAUUAAAACUCUUGGUAACUUUGAGAAUUGUAUAGGCAAAUAGGUAGAAAGGUAUAAUCAUCAUUGAGUUUUGGUAGUACGUUGGAGCAAUUUCUAAUAGUGUAGACCUAUAAUUAAAAAUCAGUUUCUGUUAAGGUGGUUGUUUAUUGAAAAGUAGAAUUAUUUGGUAAAUUUUUUCUCCCAGAAACAGAAGAGUGAAGUAAUUUUCUGUUUAGAUUCUAUCUGGACCUAUAAAUCUUAUUAUAAUAUUUCUUUUUUGUAGUAGUUGAGGCUAUAAAGUAUAGUUAAUUAGUUUAGGGCAAUUUAAGACUUGUCUUAUUGGCCAGUAGGUUGCUCAUUUUGCUGCUAAAUGUAAUUUUUGGUAGAUGUUAAUAUAGUGCUGGUUUUAUGAUAUUUAAAAAUCUCAUUUCUUCUCUGUAGGUGUGUGUAUACCUAUCGCACAUGCCCCUCCCCCUAAAAUUUCAUGUGAUUCCCUGGAGAGAAUUUCACUGAAUCCUUAUUCCAGAUAACAUUAAAGAUUGUGUAUAUGAAUUUAUGUUUUGUGAAAGCAGCAUUCAUCUACUUUCAGUUUUUCCUUUGGAAAUGAAAUUAAACAGUGUGUUUCCCUGCCCUCUCCACUUAACAGUUUCAAUAUAUGUGUACAAAAAGCAGUGGACUUAAGGGCUUGAUGUUUUUUCAGGCCUUGUGUAUUCAGGUUUCCAGUUUCCCAGUGCCCUUAAUGGAUGUUAUGAAUGCAUAAACGCAUUUUCUUUUAAAGAAAGAAGUUAGAUUUAUAGUGUUAUUUCUUACUUGCUAUAUUUCUUUGCACUAAGAAAGAACUAUGUGUUUGUUUUAUAUGACACUUUAGUACCAUAUUGCCUACAGUGAUUUGAUUUCUUAAUUUCUAAAUUCUAGUUGAUAAAUAUCUUCCAUGAUCAUGUAUAGAGCUUUCAUGCACAUCUGAAAAACAUCACAAAUCUCUAUGGUAGCAGGUUGUGUUUUGGGCUAGUUACAUUGCAGUAUUCUCUUGUUCCAUAGGUGAGACAAAAGGUGUCAGAAGUUGCCAUCACUGCAUGGAAUAAUUUCUUGUAUUGACGCAUUUUGUGUAGACAGUGUUUCUUCCCUUUGUCGUUGCCCCUGAAUUAGUGAUAUGUGAUUGCUGUUGGUUUCAUUUUGUGAUGUCCAGUCCUGCUCUGUAACAUGCUUUAGGAUCUGUACCCUGUGUUCAUCAGAAAUCAUGCAUCUUUUUAUAUGCCAUAUACAAGGAUGGAUAGAGGCCCAAACAAAGAAAGACCUUUAGUUAAAAAAAGAUUUCAGUAAUCAUCUGUAAGAAUGCAUAGCAUCAAAGUCUCUUUUUUCUGUGCAUAUCUUUGUGUACAUUGCCAUUAAAAAAUUAAUAUUAGAAGAUAAACUCUUCUAAGAUAUUAAGAGUGAAAGGUUAUGAAGGAAAAUUUCCAUGUUUCAAUUAAGAUUGAAUUGCAUAUGCCUUUAAAGUUUUUUUUAAAGUUUAGUUAUAAAAUGGAGUGUGUCCUGUAGUCCUUUGACUUCACACUGAAUAGAAAAUACUUUGUUGGCCUUGUCUUUGUAUAUCAUGUCAUGCAACUUGUAAAUAUGUGCAUGUUGUUUAUUAUGUGUAUCUGCUUGUCUUUUAUUGCACUGAAUUCUGUAAGGUGAAUAUUUUUUUUUAUCAUUCAUUUUGAAAAAGUCCCCUACCACACUCUCAUUAUUUUCCCUUUUAAUUAAUUUCUAAACUUAGAAAACCAUAGGAUUUUUGAAACCCUGAGUGUGAAUGAAGAGUCAGGGCUGAGAUCAUCAUGUCCCAUGAAUAGGCUAAUGGGAAGCACUAGGGUCUUCCAUCUCACUUUACAAAGUUCUGCAGAACCAUGUGCUUGUUUAUGGCUACUGAGCUACAAACUGAACAAGAAGGAAAGGAGGAGUAUAUAUACAUAUAUAUGUGUGUACACACACCUGUAUAUGUAUAUAUGUACAUAGCUGGUUAAAUCUUCCUCUGCAGAUGGAUUCUAAGGAUUAGCAGCAGGAUUUAUGAUUUCUCACGCCUUUGUUGUCUGGUACUGUGAACAAUGACAGUUUGAGGAUUGUCCAUUGACCUAUGUAAAAUGAGUCUUGUUUGAGACAGGGGAGACAUGUGAGGAACAGUGUGACACAGUAUUCUCUGCAGAGAGGCCUAAAGAUGGUAAAAGUUCAGAACCUAACUUUGUUCUGUAAUGUCAGAACUUAGGCUGGAAGUACUCAAGAAUUGGUGAGGCUUGUGCUAAGUCAACAGACAAUAAUACUAAUUUCUUUAGAAAUAAGUAGAGAAGCGAUUUGUUAGGCUAGGCAAAAAUUUUGAACAGGUGUUUAAAAAAUUCCACCUUACCACCUAUUUUUUUUCUUACCAGACAAGUCACUGUGUUCAGGUGUUCCAUGUAUAAUAAAAAGUGUUUCAUUGCUGUUUUUGUGUUCUUGGUGGGGGAAUUCCUACCAUUGUUAGCUGUUAUUAUCAGUGUAGCUGAAUGGACAAAUAGCUGUGUAAAUAGCUUCUCAUAAUAGGUCUUAGAUGUUUUCUUCCCAUUUUGAAUGGGGGGAUCAUUUGUAAAUUCCCUUUCUGGGUAGCUACCAAAAAAAGUACUGGCUUAUGGUCCUGUGUGACCCUGUGUCUGUCAAGCCCAGAAUAUGAGUGCCUUUAGCAAGUAUUAGCAUUUCACAGAGAAGGGAUGACAGAAUUAUUGCUAUUAAUCAUGGUUCAUAAAAUAGGAGCUUGGAAUAGCAAAAGUCUAUGUGAAUUCUGUUCUACACUUUUUUUUUCAGUCUCAAUUUGAUAUUAAAUAAAACUUAAUCAGGAAACAUAUACCCUGAACAUAAAUCCAGGUGUCUCAGGCUGGCAGUAGUCACCUUGAAGUGCUACAUUUAUAUUUAGUGAACGGUAGUGUGGUGUAUUAGCAGAGCUUGACACUGAUGUUUUAAUAAAUUCUUUAUUCCAGUGUCUUUUUCCAACUCGUCUUUUUCUAGAGAGGAGAGAAUGACAUAUUUGCAAAUAAAGUAUGUUAUGAACCUGGCUGGCAUAAUAAUUAUUAAUUGUGUUAAUUCAUCUCUGCUUUACACAUCAAGUUUGAGGCCUUUAUAACAAAAAUUUCCCUUACUUCACUUAAUUUAAACUUGUAAAUUGCCUGAGUGGCUAGAAUCUUCAAAGUACACUGCUAAACUUAUUUUGUUAUAGAAAUACUAACAUUUUCUCAUGAAAAAUUUUAAACAUAUGUCAAACUAGAAAACACUUUAGGACAUACCCACCACUACACUCCACCAUCAACAUUUUACCACACUUACAUUUCCCCAUAUCUACCUGUCCCUCACUCGAUUUCAUCUGUCAGUCCAUCCAGAUGGGCAUUGUAGUGUAAAUGUCAGACAAAGCACUUCCCCUAGGUGCAUUAACCAAGGUUUAUUAUUGAUUUAAAUAUUAAUAUCUUUUUGAAAGCAGUGUAUGAAGUUGAUACCCUGAGCCAAUUAACAUACUUCUUUUUUCUCCUGUGGACUCCAGUCUUCCAGUUUCUGUUCUUGUGUGUAGUUAGAAUGAAGGAAGACAGCUCCUUUUUCAAACUGAAAUUUUCUAGAGUUGGUUAUUUUUAAAUGUUUAAUUGUCAUCAAUGUUAAAAUUUCACGAUAAGAGUUUUUUUCUCUUUACCCGUCUUCUGCCGGUGGUAUUUUGCUGAACUAUGCAGCUUCUUCAGAAAACUGUAAAUUAUAGAUUGGGGUUUAUGAAAUCAGUUUAUACCUCAUUUCACCAAUUGCUGCUUUUCCUCUUGUUGUCACUGCUGUCAGCUGCUCUACCAGUAGGUAGAGGGAGGAAAGGGUCAAACCCAUGUAUAAUGAGCUGUUUUAAACAACUUGAGAACGGUUUAAGUAGAUUAGAAAGUUCAAACUAUUAAUUUAUCAAGGGAAUUUGAUUUGGAUUGAGUAUUGUAAUUACCCAUGCUUCCUCUAGAUGUUAAUUAGAAAAAUUUUAAAUGAUUGUACUGUACAAUGAAUUGUUGAAAUUGUGAGCCUUAGUAACUAUAUUUAGCUUUACUCCAAUAAUGUUUAGAAUUUUUUUGAUAUAUGCCUUUAUUUUUAUGUUCACUUUUUGUGGAUAAAUCUGCAGAAUUUAAGCUACUUACUUCAGGUCAUGAAGAUGCAAUGGGUAAAAUUGAAUCAGAAAUGAAAUUUAAAUGUUCCUGAUUUAUAUUCUUGUGCUCAUUGGAUAUAGUUCUUGGUUUCUGAAAUAACUGAAUGCUUCCUUUGGGCCCUUAAAAGGAAGAUAUGUAUUUUUACUAAUUAGAUGUUUAUUUUUAGACAUUUCAUGGUAUUCUCAUGGCCAUAGUAUGUAAGCCCAUCGCAAUCGCUGAACUCUCACUGCACUGUUAAAUACCAACUAAUAAUGCAGAGUUUAUCAGAUUUUUUUUAACCUUUAAAUGGCCUUCAUGAUUCUCUCAUAACUCUAUGUGAAUGCUGAAGUGACCCCCUCACUAGUGAAAAUAAAUGUUCUAUAUCACUGGUUAUUUGUGUACUCUUUACAUGACCUAUUUUUUUUUUUAAGGAAAAGUAACUCCAUGUUUCAGAAUGAGUGAUAUUAUCCUAGGACAAAGCAUAUAUAGUUUAUUUCUAUGCUGCACAUCUGGCAUUUUUGGGAACGAAACUCUUUUCGGAGUGGCUGUUGUUUUGCCUUCUGUCAGUACCUGAGUACCUUCCUGUAGUUUUGUGACUCAGUGUCAUCUUGUAAGAAUUUUGUGUUGGUUCUGCAUUGUUUGGUGUUCACUUUGAGGUGCCUGUGUUGAGCAUGGGUUUGGGUGAGUGUGUUUGCUUGGAAAUGCCUUACUCUAGAGUAUGUUGGCCUGUGCUUUAAAGCAGUGCAUGCAUCUGCCGGGACCAAGUGUGUCCUCCGGAUGUGUGCUCUAGAUCUAGAAGUAAAACUGAUUUUGCUUUCCCUGUAAAGGCUGCGUUUUAAGGCAGUUACUGUCUUAAGAAUAAAAUCAUGGGAAACCAAGGGAGGCUUUAGAACCCUUCAUGAAUGGCAUGGCAACUUUUAAAACUGCUUUUGCCACUUCACAAGAGCUAUAUCUAUCUUUGCUAAAAGAUACAGUUAAAAAAUGCCAGCCCAAAUUGUAUGAAAUUGAGGUCGUUUCAUAAAAUUUUCUUUAAAUGUCACACAGGGGUUUUAGAUCUUUGUAUGCUAUUGGAGCAAUGUACCAGUCACUGUUUGGAAAUCUGUUUUUGUUCCAGGACUGCAGAAAUGACAAACGUGUCAUAGGAUUAUAACCAAUCAACUGUGAAUUGUGAAAUUGAAAUUGCUCUUUUGGUUUUGUUUUCUUCAGCAUAUUGAAUAUAGAAAUCUGAAAGUUAGUUAAAAUUUAUACUGCUUAUGUUGAUGGCUCAUUUUGGCUGUGUAUUCUCACUUAUGUACUGAUUUCGGAUAAAAGCUUGAUGUUAUUAUAACAGGCAUUUUGUGUUCAAUUUAAUAAAAGUUUCUGAGUCUUGUCUGAAAA